Messenger RNA from Scophthalmus maximus (turbot), 5688 nucleotides. RefSeq names its product intermediate filament family orphan 1b (gene iffo1b). NCBI's taxonomy places the organism in Eukaryota, Metazoa, Chordata, Actinopteri, Pleuronectiformes, Scophthalmidae. The record is from RefSeq and is a predicted model, not a curated record. The transcript is spliced from 9 exons. The coding region runs from base 558 to 2471 and encodes 637 amino acids.
AUGUUAAUCAUGCAGUUGUGGCUCCCAUGUUGUCCAUAUCUCCACUUGUUGUUUUUUUUCAUAACAAGUAAACGACGUCAUCCUGAGAGUUACACCCCCCGCGGAAAACGAAGUGAGCGGAUCAGUGCUCCUCUAGUAGCAUCUUUACGGUAGUCGCGCUCCUCCAAUCCCGCAGCGCUCGCUGCUGCCUGCGGUCGCAUCUUGUUGCCAGAACUUCGGCGAUGCGGUGACACGUUUUUCUUUGUUAUUUCUUCACGCUCUGCGCUGUUCCCUUCGCUUUGAAUUGCGUUUGUUUUGGCAGGACAUCCCGCCGAUGCGCAUGUUGCCGCAGCCGCAGACCGAUCUGCAGGACGUCUUGUCUUGGACCGUCAGAGGGAGGAGAGCUGGGAUCCACGAGCCGACGUUAAGACUUCUGAGCUUUAAGGAUAAGAUUCUUUUUUAAGACACGGUUACGUCAUCGGGUGACCACUGGCGUUCUGCGCGCACCUCUUUCGGCAACUUAUUAAUCAUCCGGUCUCUGAAUUCUGUUGUAGCAAGAACAAUUCCCGUCCGUGUUCAUGCCAGAUCUGCAGCGCUUCAGUUUUCCAUACCAUAGCAUGAAUCCUUUGUUGGGGGCCCACGCGCAUCUCCAACAGCAUCCAGCGCAGAGCCAGUCGCCCGGACACCCGGACUCUCCCUCAGGCCUCCUGCCCGACGCCGUGUUCAGCGGACCGGAGCCGGCGUCCUUUCUGCUGGUGGAGCAGUCCGUCCCGGGCCCCGAUCAGCUGGGGCCUGACUUCACCGCACCCUCUCAGACCUCACCUUACCUGCACCACAACCACAGCAGCCUCUAUCAGCACCGCGCGGCGCAGCAUCCCCCCGCGGCCAUGGCUCUCAGAAACGACCUGGGAUCCAACAUCAGCGUCCUCAAAACCCUCAAUCUGAGGUUCAGGUGCUUUUUGGCCAAAGUGCACGAGUUGGAGCGCAGAAACAAGAUCUUGGAGAAGCAGCUGCAACAAGCGCUGGAUGCCAACAAGGGCUGUCAAGGGGGAUGCUGUGAGAACAGGGCACACACCCAGGAUGCAGGUGUGCAGACUGGAUUUGUUGGUACCAUACCGCUCAGGCCCGGCUCCCUCCCCUUCCACAACACCAACAACUCCGCCAGGAGGCCUACGACACUGUUCACACCACCUCCCACAUCAACUCUCCCAGCUGGAGCCGCUGAAAACACCAGUUCAACCCAAACGAGCACCGGUAACCCGGCCAUCAUUAUCAGCCAGUCCUCUCCCUGCGUGGACUCCCCCGGCUACGGCUCUAGGACGGUCUCGAGCACCAGCUCAUGCUCCACCAAUCCUCCUCCACGGUUCCUUCCAGGCACCAUCUGGUCCUACAACCACAACCGCAAGUUCGGCCCUGGUGGGGAGCGUCUGACCAGCCCCGGGGUGUCCUGGGUGCACCCGGACGGCGUCGGGGUCCAGAUCGACACCAUCACCCCUGAGAUAAGAGCCCUGUACAAUGUCCUGGCCAAAGUGAAGAGGGAGAGGGACGAGUAUAAACGCAGAUGGGAAGAAGAAUACACCAUGAGAGUGGAUCUGCAGCAGAAGAUGGCAGACCUACAAGAGGACCUGCAGGAGAGUGAAGGCUGUCAGGACGAACUGGCUCUCAGGAUUCAGCAGCUGAAGGCAGAGCUGGUUCUCUUCAAAGGUCUCAUGAGCAACAACUUGUCUGAGCUGGACAGUAAGAUCCAGGAGAAGGCCAUGAAGGUGGACAUGGACAUCUGCCGCCGGAUCGACAUCACUGCUCGUCUGUGUGACGUAGCUCAGCAGAGGAACUGUGAGGAUGUGAUCCAGAUGUACCAGGUUCCUAGCAGCCAAUCAUCCUUAAACUGCCGCCGGAGACAAACUCCUCUGUCGUUUAACGGGAGCGAGUGUGACGAGCCUGUGAGCACCUCCGAGAGUGACGGGGGCGUGGUCAAAGUCGAGGAGCACUGCGGCUCCUCGGCCAAUCAGAUCAAUGAGGAGAUGCAGAGGAUGCUGAACCAGUUGCGUGAAUGUGAGUUUGAGGAUGACUGCGACAGUCUGGCCUGGGAGGAGACAGAAGAAACGCUGCUCCUUUGGGAGGACUUCCCAGGAUGCACUCUGCCUCCGGACCCCACCCACCCACCAGGAGAGGAGGACACUCUGGAAAAGGUGAUUAACGACACCGAAUGUCUAUUCAAGUCCCGAGAGAAGGAAUACCAAGAGACAAUUGACCAGAUUGAGCUGGAUCUGGCCACGGCAAAGAGUGACAUGAAUCGACACCUGCAUGAGUACAUGGAGAUGUGCUCGAUGAAGAGAGGCCUGGACGUCCAGAUGGAGACCUGCAGGAGACUCAUCACGCAGAGUGGAGACAGUAACUCUGCAGCAACCGCGUCCUCUGACGACAGUGACCCGAAAGAGAGCGACAAGUCUUCGGCGUCUCCACCCUCUUCCUCGAGUGCUGUGAGAUCCUGACACCUCACCCCAGCAGCAAUGGAAGCUCUGGUCAUGUGACCUCCACCACAUCCAGCUUUACAGUACCACACCAAGGCAAUGUUAACGUGUAACUAUGGCAACACUGUGUUUACACAUGAGCCUCUUCAUUCACUGACUCAUAUCGUUUGUUCUCGUGCUGUUUUGUGCACAUCAGCUUUGGUUUCAGGAGACUCGUGGCACUGAAACUGCUUGAGUAGCAGAGCUGGAUAAUGCUUGAAGAUUGUGAAUUUACUGUAAGUCGAUGGGCUCGUGUCCCUCUGAUGCAGCGAGGCAGUGCAGCGCUGUAGACUGCCGCUGGACCUUUUUCACUCCACACUCACCAACAUACACUUGCUAUCCUGGGCAUCUUCAUCAAACCGUAAUCUCGCACGUUUCAAUAACCGAGUGUCGUACAGGAACUCUGAAGGCUUUCGGACCAACUCAACAAAACAUACAGUCCUGUAAUUAACACACUUUCAAUAAACCUACGAAAUACCGGAAGCAGAUUUCACUCCAACAGUGCGGUAGUUUGACCUGGCCAUGAUACACAAAAAGGUCAAAUGUGAGUUUGGUAUUGACAGUGGUGUACUUGAGUCUUCGUAGUCUGAUACGAUGUCAUGAUUCAGCAUUUUACUGCCUUACAGCUGAAGAUUCAGAGCUUGCCUUGUAUCUGUGUCAUAUCAGAAUAAACCAUGAGCAAAGCGAAGCUAAAGCUAAAUAAAUCAUAACAUAUGUGCUUGAUUUGGCAAAAAGUUGAAAAAUUAUUAAAAAAACAAAACAAAAACAUUAGCUGCGUGUAAACCGGAGCCGCAGAAACAGUCUCUGCAUAAAACAUGCCUUGUCCCUCUUGCUAAUAUUGUUGGGUAUAAUAUUGAAAAGAGAGUUUUGAUCUUGUUGGUCUGAUAACACGAUUAUUCAGCAGGUCUCAUUCAGGUAAAUCACCAGUUUGAUCAUGUUAUCUGUUGCCGUUGUGCUUUGCAUUUCCUGUCUAACCUAUUUCGACAUUACAUUUAAUCUUUGGAUAAAUUGUGUUACAAUGUUUCCACUACACCGCUUCACACUACACUUCCACUGCAAUAAGUUUAAUUUCAUUGGCUGGAAGUACCAGCAUCGCUACGGCUUCAGACUUUGUAGCCCUCAUACGCAGAGAGAUAUCCAUCCCAGAGUGAGCAGCCACAUCAAUUUCUCGGUGGGAAUUGUUGAUGAAAAUGAUGUUCAAGCGUUUUUCAGCAAAUAAAUUGGGACACAAACAAGAUCAUUUACUGCAAAUAAUACAUAGCAAAUAAAACUGUAGAUGUGAAAUGCUUUGAACACCACUGAUCAGACUAUUUAAGGUUUGUAUCUUUUGUAAAUCUUUAUGCUUCACGAGAAACCCAAAGUAGCAGCGAAGGAUCUUGUCAGUGUCAGAGGGAGGCAUGUUUGUUUUCAGUGGUAAAUGUAGCUGUAGUCUCUGGUGCAGUGAAACACUGCUGAUCUGGAGUCAGGUUCGCUCCACACACUGUCACCGAUGCUCAGACGAGUAUAGUGGGAGCCCAUUUGACAGUGUAAUGUAGGAGCCGUUGAUAAGAAGUUUUGUUUUGAGCCGUAACGUUUAGUUCAGAGUAAAGGGCCCUAUAAUGUUGCAUGGUGAAUCAAUUUAAGGAUAGUGUAAGAACAAAAAGAUGGUCAUAGAAUAUUCUUAGUUAGCUGGUGAGUGCCAAAAUUAAAAGGAAGACAGUGGUCAUAUUGAGAGUCAAGAGGAAAUUGCUGAAUAAAAGAGAAGAAGAAAAGAGAAUGACUAGCUGCCGACCAUGUUUCACCAAGGUGCUUGAUGUAUAUAACUAAACCUAUUUUUGAUCCUACAAAUGUUUGCACAUAGGAAGGAAGAGCAAAGCAGAAAUGUACUAUAUGAAACAAUCAGCACUAUAUCUUGUAAAAGAUUAAAAAAAAAUGUCAAGACGCUGGAAAUAGAAAACUGUAUUUCUUCUAUUUGUAUUUCUUUAUCUUUUAGAUAUUGGAGGUGGGAUACUAGAAUAAUAAAAGAACAUGAACACAUACCUCAUUUUUACUUCAUUUAAUGUUUUUCUUGGCACAUUUAAACAUGAGGUUUGACUCACACACACACUGCUACAGUGAAACAUGUAUGAAGAUUCCGCCGUAAAUUGUCACAGUUAGGGGAACACUCCCCUAUCAAUCAUCACUGAUCUAUUAUCAGACACUGUCGUCUAAAUAUAGUCCUGGCUAUGUCUGGUUGAACCAGGGGAAAUUCAUUUUUUCUGCUUCUGCCGUUACUCGCACUUCAUCACUUUGUUAGAGUAAACAAAAAUAACUAGCAAGAUGAAUUUGAAGCGUAUAUAAACUCAUGCAUGUGUGGCCGGUGGAAUCAGCUGAAUGCCGAUUUCGGUGUUUCACUAUAGUUGGAAUACCAGAGGAGGAUGUCAGACAUAAAACACAAGGUUUCCUUUUGUAUAGUUUUAACUUUCACGCAUUGAGUUUCUGUGUAUGCAUGUGCCAGUGUGUAUGUUUGUUUUGGGUGUUAUGUGUGUAUAGUUUUUUUUUUUUCUAAGGCUUUUACUGUGGCAAAUGUACAACAUCAAGAAAUAGGGGGGAAAAAAAUUGCAUCUCUGUGUUUACCAGUUUAACUUUAGUAAGUGAAAUCUGAGACUGGGCUGUGUUUCGACAAUAAUCACCUGAAAAAUUCAAGUAUAUGACUCAAAUGACAACGGAGUUCUUUUUUUUCCAUAGGUACUCUUUCUUUAUGAGUGUACAGUAUGUGGUUGCCAAGUUAAGUCGAUAUAUCAAUAACUCAAGAUUAAGAAAUGAACUAUGUAUAUGCAAAUGCUUUAGCGAAAUGACUAUACGAUGGCUUUGAUAUAUAUGUAAAGGAAAAACAGCUAUGAAUAUAUAUACUUGUGUUUAAAGACUGCAAGAAAGGAAAGUCCACAAAAGAAACUUAUAGUCGAUUUGAAUUAAAAUAUAAUGUAUAUUUCAUGGAAUUCAUGGCGAUUUAAGGGGGUUUUGUCACUUCUACUCCUCUGAAAGCCUUUGCCUCAAAAUAUGUUUGAACAUAUUUGGCAUCAUUCCACAAUUUGAUGAUAAUCCUGAAUAUUGAUCGGGGACUUUGCAGCUUUAAACGUCAAGACAAAGCAAUUUUGGCUAAAAAGCUUCACUGCAGAGCUCCAGUAUGUAUUAUGUCGAGAGAGACUGAAAGAAUAAAAGAUGCAACUGAGCAACAAGA